GUUUGCAAGAGUUACCCAGUCGGAGUUAGCCGGAGUAAAAUAGAAGUUGGGUAACAGUCUCUCCCCCCUCCUCCCUAUACAGACAAAGAGUGUUUUGAGAGUUUGGUUGCAGAAAACUGCCCUGCCACCGCCGUCUGCACCGCUGGAGGAACGGGGAGAGCUCUCACCACACGGAGAGAGAGAGAGAGAGGGAGAGAGGGUGAGAGAGAGAGUGAGGGUGAGAGAGGCUUUAGAGGCGGAGAGCGAGAGAGAAGAAGAAAAAUGCGCUAAACGAGAAGUUUUGGACGCUUUCUUUUUUAAUGUGAGCCAAAGUGAGGUGAGGAGCAGUGGCCGGGGAAAGUGACACGAGAGGAGGGCAGACUGGACGACGGGAAAAGUCCGGGGCAGAAGAAGCGGAGCCCACCUGGAGAGAUCCGAGAAUGAAUUGAACAAGAAGAAGAAGAAGAAGAAGAAGAAAAACACACCAUCGGCUGCUCUCUGUCUCACGGCCAGCCAGAAGGCUCGCUCCUUCCUCCCUCCCUCCUCCUCCUCCUCCUCCUCGCAGAAGAGCUAGGCCCAUGCCCAUGGAUGAGGAGCGGAGUUGCUCUGCCAUCUCCCCGGAGCCACCUGAUGACAACGGGGGGCCGAGUGAACCAUCUGCGCAACCCGCCACGCACACGCACGCCGCGGCGGCGGAAACCCACAGCGACCCCAGACCGGAACCCUGCUCCAGCAAAGAUGUGGCCACUACCCAUACCGAGCCCCUCAUACUGAGGUUAAAGGUCACUCCGGAGGGGUUGCUAGGAGACCAGUCGCACAAUGGCAACAACAACAACAGUCUCUCGAGCUCUGACCCGGUGUCACCUGGCAAGAGCAUCACCUGCCAGCCAGUAGCCCGGUCCACGCCUCUCCAUCCCACCCAGCCGUGCCGAACACAACCCGGCGGCCAGCUACGCAACGGAAUCAAGCACCACACACACACACACCCCCCUCAUACGCACUGUCCGCAUCACACACAUCUGUCUCACACACACACAGCCCAGUCAAACGGAGUCAGGAAUGGGAGCCCUCACGACCGUCCGAAGCUGGGCUCCCUGCCGCGGGGUGGCUCCUCCACCUCCUCCACCUCCUCGGGGGGGACCAGACACACCAAGAAGCUGCAGUCCAAUCCCUCCAUCACCUCCCAGAGCAGCAAGAGGAGCAAGAGCAGCUCCAAGAGUAACAGCUCGCAGAUCCCCACGGAGGCGCAGGAUGACUGCUGUGUUCACUGUAUCCUGGCCUGUCUGUUCUGCGAGUUCCUGACUCUGUGUAACAUCGUGCUGGACUGCGCCACCUGCGGCUCCUGCGCGGGGGACGACUCCUGUUUCUGCUGCUGCUGCGCGUCGGAGGAGUGCGGCGACUGUGACCUGCCCUGUGACAUGGACUGUGGCAUCAUCGACGCCUGCUGCGAGUCUGCGGACUGCCUGGAGAUCUGCAUGGAGUGCUGCGGCCUCUGCUUCUCCUCCUGA
Molecule: messenger RNA, 1487 nt
Organism: Lampris incognitus (smalleye Pacific opah)
Lineage: Eukaryota; Metazoa; Chordata; Actinopteri; Lampriformes; Lampridae
Gene: mdfi
Product: MyoD family inhibitor
Exons: 5
Coding region: 558-1487 (309 amino acids)
Source: RefSeq, a predicted model, not a curated record